Messenger RNA from Colletotrichum paranaense, 300 nucleotides. RefSeq lists its product as uncharacterized. The coding region runs from base 1 to 300 and encodes 99 amino acids. The transcript has 3 exons. Lineage: Eukaryota; Fungi; Ascomycota; Sordariomycetes; Glomerellales; Glomerellaceae. The record is from RefSeq and is a predicted model, not a curated record.
AUGCAGCUCAUCAACUUUAUCUUCAUUACUGCCAUGACCAUUACAUCGGUUAAUGCUGGCUGCAUGAUUGCAGGGAGCUACGAUCCCAAUUGCUGCUGGGGCGGUAAAGAUAACGUAGAUGCCUGUAACAGGCAAGGCGCUUGCAACGUUGCCGGCGACACAGAAAAUUACUGUGCCAAGUUUGGAAUCACCCCGCAGCAGUGUGAUGCCGAUUGUUGCGACACACGCACCAAGAAAGGCAAGCCUUGUCCUAAGGGGAGGAAUGCUUGUGACCGCAAAACGGGCUGCCCUAACAGGUAG